CUGAACGGCACAACGACUGUCGUCUUCCUCUCUCAACGACGCAGAAUCGCGAAGGGUUAUACAACUGAUGCUGCUAUGUCUUCUUUGAAUUUUAUUGUCUCGCGAGCUACUGAAUGGCCCACUGAGAUACAGCAUUUGGCGUGCUUACUUGACUCUCCAAUCCCAUCACGACUUGCCAACGGCCCAUACCCACCUGUCUCUUCUAGGGCAUCUCCGUUACUCGAGGAGCUUGAAAGUAUCCUAGAAUGUUCUCCAGAACAUCUCACAGACUCCUCCUCGGAAGUACUAGAUAUUUUGGAUCUACUGCUUUCGACUGUUGCCGCGCUCAGAGUUCUCGCCGGCGGUUCGAAGGAUGAUACUAGACAGUCAACGAUACCAUUCUGGUCCCUUCUUAUACGUUCGCUUUCAUUUAUGUGCUAUGAUAAAUCAUAUAUAAUGCAAGAUGUUGCAUUCGUUCGACCACGAUUAUCACAUUCUUCGAAUACGAUGGAGGAUGGACAUGCUUCAUUGCUGAUAUCUCAUAUCGUUGAAGAUAUUUGGCGGCCAAGGCCGGUCGUAGAGGAUGACGCUUCGGGGCACCUGUCUAUCAUGAGAGCGGAACGCUCAAACGAAUCAUCCUCUGAUAGUGACACCAGCUAUGAACGCACAGAGGCUUCAACGGAUCCGACGUCUGCCCAGUCAUAUUAUGUUCCUCUUGAUGGCCACAUCCUUGCCUACUGGCGACAUCCGAACUCUGUUGUUCUCCCGUACCUUUGUGUCACGGAUGAAGAAGACAUUUUCAGCCUAAUGAGCGGUGUUGUUUAUCAGCGUUCUACUUGGGGAAUUUGCAAGCCUGUUAUUGGAAUUAUCCUGUCAAAAACAGGGUUCGUGGGCCGGGUGGUCUUCGGUUGGCUUGACAAUGUAUGCGCGGACCCUGAUGUUCUGCCCACAGUUCGUUUUGCGUACGCAGAUGGGACGCGUACAGACCCCUCAUUAGGAGUGUACGACCUUACUGACGCCGUCAGUGCUCUCAAAUUUGCACAAUUUAUCAUCGGCCUUCGGGCGCAUGUCGAGGGAAUCGUUGCCCAAUGCCAAGCUCCGACAUUCAAACGACUUUCAUGGAGAUCAGAUACCAUCGAUGAUGACGAUUCCGGUUCCGAAGAAGAACAAUGGGAACAAAGGAUUGUUUGUUGGCGAAAUACGGUGGAAAGAUGUGACACCGACCACACAGCACCUUCCGAUACUCCGUCGACUAACUGCUGCUGUUCAUCCAACAUAGCUGACUCUGAAAAGCGGACUACGCGGUCCUCUUCGAAGGCUAGGUCUGCACGUCAUCCGAGGCGCUCAAUGUCUGCAGACAGCAAACGAGAACGUCCUCCAGCAGAGCCUACACCAUUUGUGCCCGAUAUCGAUCUCAGAUAUCCUCGCGAGCCUUCCCUCGGAGCUACGGGUUCGAAGACUCCAUCGGAUAGAGCAUCUGCUCAGCUUGAUGAACGUGGAGGACAAGAAACAAAGACGGAUGGUGGUUCUUCUAAUAAUGAAAACACUGGUAAGCGUUCGAAGAGCGCAGAUGCCUUGUCGUGUUCAGCGUUAGGUGCGAAGUCCUUGGCUGGCAUAUCCCCUGCCGCGAAGCUUUCUUUCUCAAGCUAUGCACACGACCGCAAAAUUAUCAGUUUGAGCAACAUACCAUUGGACACAAAUGCUCAUGGAAUAGUCGAUGCUGCUGACGAGAUUAACGAGAUGCUUGAAUUCUAUGAGGAAAUGACCAAGUAUAUGAAACCUCCUAUCGAGCAGAAUGAAUCACCUGUCGUUGACAAACGGAUCGAAGAAGUUCGCGACCACUUUCUCGUUCAAAUUGAUGCAUGCUCCGGUGGUAAAAACACUUCCCAACUUCCACGGCACUUCUGGGAGGUCAUUUCGGGUUGCUUUUCGUCUCUUCUUUGGGCAUCCGUCGGCGGGUACUCCAAGGAGCUCGCUGAUAAAUCACCUAACGAAGCUGAAGCUCGUCAUGAAUGGGAUAUUCUUCUGAACCUCGGCUUCGUGAAUGUCCAUGAGCUCGCUUCUGGAAGAGUGGUUCUCGAAAGAGCAUUGUCGCUCUCGCGGAAUGUCGCGGCAGAUGUGAUGAACACCUCCCCGACUUCUGCUGCUGCAGAAUUUCAGGGUGUCGCUCGGCAAUCACGCAAUAUCAGUUAUCAACACGUUUUACAACUGGAAGAUCCCAAGUUCAUGUCUUCCUCCAAUUCGAAGCUCGUUCGGCAGGCAGAAGAUUUUCAUUUGGUCGCAGCCACGCAAUCACGUGCUGUUUCCGCGCUUUUUGAUAAUGCAGAGGCAGCCAGGAAAGCCAUACUGAAGCGUGCCGGAGAUGAGCCAGAGCUUGGGAUCGUUGACGCCAUCCUGACGUUGCCGUUGGAGCGCCUGCAGCUUAUCGAGGAGCCUCUCAUUUGUAUCACAGAGACCCGCGAGACUGUCAAUGCUGCAAAGACUCUCAGCGAAGAUAACAUAUCUGAGCCAGAUGAAAAUGCAGUGUCGGAGAUGCCGAAGGUUAGAAGAUCCAGGCCUGUUCAUGGCUCCAGGCGAACGAAGUCUGCAACGACGCAAAGUGAGCUGCUCUCAAUUGCAGAAGAGCAGGAAGGGCAUAUUCAGGUGCCUGACGAGGAAGUAGGGAGGCGGACCGACGACAAGCAAGGAUCAAACGGUACCCGGGCGACUAGAAAAGAAAACUUGCUACGGCCAUUUUCGGUGACGUGCUCAGUGACGAAAUUAGCACCCAAGAUGACAUUCCCACCUGGGGUGGUGAUGGAUGUCAAGGAGCUGCUCACUAAACUUCUCUUGGCCGUUUUAGUUGCCGAAUACAAGAAGCCUACGCAGACUUACGCGAAGGCCGUCGUGCAAGCAAAAAUGUACGCGGAAGCGUCUGUCAGGUAUCUCGCAAGUCUGGGAGUGACCAAACAAGCUGUUUUCGCAUUGGCGACAGAUGGCGUUGAAGGAGCUGUACUUAUGGCUUGGUGCUCGAGCGACUCCGAAACCGUCUACAUCGUUGAGCGCAAUGUUCAAACAUUCAACAUUUCCUCACCCAUCGAGGUUUACCAUUUUGUCACGGUCCUUCUGCGUCUACGAGAGUAUGGGGAUACGACGCUGAAGGAUGCAGUCUUGAAAGCAUUAGAAGCGGAAGAAUUCCAACAAAAGAGCUGGAGUAAAACGGCACAGUUUAAUAGGAUGGAAUGAGAUUGCAUUGGCUUACGAAAAACUUUCUUUGCUUUGAUUGGAUGUAUCCACAUGCUUUCUACGUGCUAUCGCUAAUUUAUAUGCU
This is a messenger RNA of Guyanagaster necrorhizus, 3289 nucleotides long. RefSeq lists its product as uncharacterized. The coding region runs from base 76 to 3204 and encodes 1042 amino acids. NCBI's taxonomy places the organism in Eukaryota, Fungi, Basidiomycota, Agaricomycetes, Agaricales, Physalacriaceae. The record is from RefSeq and is a predicted model, not a curated record. The transcript has 9 exons.